This is a messenger RNA of Siniperca chuatsi (mandarin fish), 1365 nucleotides long. RefSeq names its product mitochondrial pyruvate carrier 1 (gene mpc1). The record is from RefSeq and is a predicted model, not a curated record. NCBI's taxonomy places the organism in Eukaryota, Metazoa, Chordata, Actinopteri, Centrarchiformes, Sinipercidae. Bases 115 to 444 code for a protein of 109 amino acids. The transcript is spliced from 5 exons. Gene Ontology annotation, biological process: pyruvate import into mitochondria. Gene Ontology annotation, cellular component: mitochondrial inner membrane.
CGCCAAUGUUGUGGAAAUUCGACCAGUCGUCCUCUGAGUUAAGCUGUCAGUCGCCCUUCAACACGGAAAGAGCACUCUUCUCGGCCAAAACAGACACCAGCCUAUCGUUAAACCAUGGCAGGGGCAAUUGCACGGAAAGCUAUUGACCACCUGAAGAGUAAAGACUUCAGGGAUUAUUUGAUGAGCACGCAUUUCUGGGGUCCUGUAGCAAACUGGGGUCUUCCUAUAGCCGCCAUCACAGAUAUGAAGAAGAGCCCUGAGAUUAUCAGUGGCAGGAUGACCUUCGCUCUGUCCUGCUAUUCACUGCUCUUCAUGAGGUUCGCCUACAAGGUGCAGCCACGCAACUGGCUACUCUUUGCUUGCCAUUUAACCAAUGAGGCAGCACAGCUAAUCCAGGGAAGUCGUCUCAUCAAAUACAAAAUGGAGAAGAAGACAGGAUCUUAGUGGGUGAAGCCGAUGCAAAACGUUCACUGCAGAGUGGCACCAUGCUGCUUCAACAGACGCCUAAACUUGGACAUCAAAACCCAUGCAUCGAAAAACAUCUUAAUCUUAUCAUUGAAACCGUAGCACUUGCACCAUUUUUUAACCUGAUGUUACUCUGAUCGAUCACCCUCAUGAAGUUUUAGUCACACAGAAAAAAGCUGAUGCUUUCCUCCAAGAAGUGCUUCAUUUUUAGAUUGUUGCAAUAUUCAACAUGACACACAAAAAUAUAAUGUGGGUGAAAGUACACUCAGCUAACCUGCCUGACAGUUAGAUGCCUUGCACACUGGAUCCACUGGCUAUUGCACACUCUGAAACUUGGCUAAAGCAGUCAUUGUUCAUAAAUCAUCUCAUUUCAGGUCAACAGCAUUAAUAUUUUUAUUACUUUCAUACCUGCUAAGUAAUUGAAAUGUUAAUGAUAUUUCACAGAGAACUUAGCCUGAGGUCAGUUUGUGCAAAUAUGUCCACACCAUGGUCCAUUAUCACUGGCUAAGCAUAUGGACUUUCAUUCAUUAACCUUUGCUUAAACACCUUUGUUUUUUGUGCCCUGGAGCUUAUUAUUAUGCUGUACAAUGAAAACAUGUGUGGAUGAUGAUCCAAUUUGACAAUUAUUUGACAAUUAUUAAACAAAUGUUUAAAUAAUACACAAUAAAUACUUAUGUCUUUUUAUGUGGUGAAGCUGCAUAAUUAGGAUCAGACUGUCUAGGUUAUAAUCCUCCAUGACUGGGCAAGACAAGCUGCUUCUGUCAGUGCUAACCCAAAAUGUAAUGUGUGUUGUCAUAUGUCAUUCACAUUAAUUUAUUGUCAUUGUAUAAUUCACAUUAUUUCCCCCUGAUUAAUGAUUUGACUCUCUGGGUUUGUUAAAAUAAACCAACUUGAACACAA